Megalopta genalis is the source of this 1021-nucleotide messenger RNA. It is a transcript of the gene fabp, whose product is annotated as fatty acid binding protein. The record is from RefSeq and is a predicted model, not a curated record. Gene Ontology annotation, molecular function: lipid binding. NCBI's taxonomy places the organism in Eukaryota, Metazoa, Arthropoda, Insecta, Hymenoptera, Halictidae.
UUGGUGUGCUUCGUGUGUACACCUUUAACGUUCCUCGUCCUCCCGGAUCCUAGCCAGUCUAGAGCCGGCGUGAAGACAGUGAGCAUCUCGGCCUUGUAUCGCACUACGACUCCUCUCCUCUCUCGUCCAGUUGGCAAUCGUCCUUUGGACCUAGCACCGUCGUCGUCGCCAGUCGCAUUCUCCUCCCCAGCCCGGACGAAAUUCCGAUCGAUCGACAAUGCCGGCCGAAGAGUUCCUCGGGAAACAGUACAAACUGUUCAGCAGCGAGAAUUUCGACGAAUUCAUGAAGGCGCUCGGCGUGGGCGUGAUGACCCGUAAAAUGGGCAGCUGCGUGAGCCCCGUCGUUGAAUUGACUGAGGACAACGGCCUCUACACCUUGAAGACGACCAGCACGUUCAAAAGCGGCGAUAUCAAAUUCAAGCUCGGCGAGGAGUUCGAGGAGGAGACUCCGGACGGCAGGAAAGUGAAAAGCGUCUGCACCUUGGACGGGAACAAGCUGAUGCAAGUGCAGAAGGGCGAGAAGCAGACCACGAUCGAGAGGGAGUUCAUGCCGACGGAAAUGAAGGCGAUCAUGAAAGUCGACGAUGUUGUCUGCACGAGGAUGUACAAACUCCAAGAGUAAAAGUAUUUUCUCAACGAAGAAAUGACAUUUUUUUCGGAUCAACGAUGAAUUUAUCAACGUUCAGAAGUUAUCGUUAAAAGUCAAGGAAUGAUACAUUGUUUUCGUUUGUAAAUUGUAAAAGAAAAUGACAGAGGGUCGACGUAGAAACGUAUAUAUAUAUAUAUAAUGUUGCGACUACUAUUCUAAAGUGAACAAAAUGCGCGCGCACACACACACACGCACACACACUGUUUCGAUAGCGUGUAUAUUCGUAUUUAUAUACCGUUGAUCAUGAUUAUAUAACGUCUCGAGAGAUCCAACAGUUUAUAUAUUUUUUACGCUUGUUUAAAUGUAAUUCAAUGAUUUGCUUUUUGCACAAACGGAUUCUUUAUAAAUAAAGAGAGAUUGACGUGACUACCA